Molecule: messenger RNA, 5117 nt
Organism: Athalia rosae (coleseed sawfly)
Lineage: Eukaryota; Metazoa; Arthropoda; Insecta; Hymenoptera; Athaliidae
Gene: dsh
Product: segment polarity protein dishevelled homolog DVL-3
Exons: 9
Coding region: 310-2328 (672 amino acids)
Biological process (GO): intracellular signal transduction; canonical Wnt signaling pathway
Cellular component (GO): cytosol
Molecular function (GO): frizzled binding
Source: RefSeq, a predicted model, not a curated record
CAAUAUUAGGAGUGAUGGAGCCGGAAAAAACGGCCGCGACCUUCCUUCUUUGAGCGGCCUAAGCAGACUGUCAUAUAAUGCAGGUUUUUGUAAAGGGUUAGUGGAAAAUGAUUCGGAAAUUUAGGGUGCGUAAUGAGCAUCUGCGCGACGGCCCUGCGCGUUAAAUUAAUAUAAUCGAGAAUCUCCGAGGAUCCCCGACAGUGUACAGCAGCGCCAUGUUCGUCGCAUAGAAAAGUGUCCCUGUCCGUGGAGAGUUGAAAGUUCAUUUCCCGUGAAUGUUAUCCGUGUAAAAUAUCCAAUCUCCCAGCGAUGGAGGAGACAAAGAUAAUAUAUCACAUCGACGACGAGGAGACUCCAUACCUUGUUAAGCUCACCAUUUCACCGGAAAGAGUGACCCUGGCCGAUUUCAAGAAUGUUUUAAAUCGUCCGAGCUACAAGUAUUUCUUCAAAUCGAUGGACGACGAUUUCGGCGUUGUCAAGGAAGAAAUAGUUGACGAUGACGCACACUUACCAUGUUUCAACGGGAGAGUUGUAUCUUGGCUGGUAUCAGCAGAAGGCAGCAAUGUAUCGGAUGGUGCAUCACAAUGCACAGAUUCUGUGGCAAAUAGUGAGGCUAAGCACGAUCGCACAGACCAUGUUACUCCGGGACACAUGAAUCGCCCACCACCACCAAUGUCCAAUGACGAUACCCUAACAGAAACUGAAAGUAUUAUUAGCAGUAGACAAGGCCACCAUUUGCACAAAAGUUCGAGACAUCAUCCAGACAAAUAUGACAGACACAAUAAGUAUAACGGCUUACGUAUAAACGGUCAUUCCAAACAUCGUUCCGGGCACGGCUAUGAAACUGCUUCGAUCUUAAGCUCAGACUUGGAAACUACCACAUUUCUGGAGUCAGAUGAUGAUGCAAGCAGUCGAAUCACCUCUACAACUGGACGUCACACAAACAUGAGCAGCGCAAUAGACCGAGCAACAUUAGAUCGUCGUAGACCUCAAAGAAGACGUAGACACAGGUUACCACCCAUGUCGCGGACUUCGUCUUUCAGCAGCAUCACUGACAGCACCAUGUCCCUUAACAUAAUUACUGUCUCACUCAAUAUGGACACUGUCAAUUUCCUUGGUAUCAGCAUUGUCGGUCAAAGUAACAAAGGAGGAGAUGGUGGUAUCUACGUUGGCUCUAUAAUGAAAGGAGGUGCUGUGGCAUUGGAUGGAAGAAUAGAACCAGGUGACAUGAUACUCCAAGUGAACGAUAUCAAUUUUGAAAACAUGUCCAACGACGAGGCUGUCAGGGUGUUACGAGAAGUCGUUCAAAAACCUGGACCGAUCAAAUUGGUGGUGGCUAAAUGUUGGGAUCCAAACCCCAAGGGUUAUUUUACCAUCCCUCGUACGGAGCCAGUGCGCCCAAUAGAUCCAGGUGCGUGGGUAGCACAUACGGCAGCUAUAAGAGGCGAGGGUUUUCCACCUCGACCACCUAGUGCCACAACUCUUACCUCAACCUCCAGUAGUCUUGCCAGCACAAUCCCAGAUACCGAACGUCCAAUAGAAGAGUUACAUCUCACCAUAAACACGGACAUGCCCACGAUUGUUCGUGCAAUGGCAAGGCCAGACUCUGGGCUAGAAAUUCGUGAUCGCAUGUGGUUGAAAAUAACUAUUCCAAAUGCAUUUAUCGGCGCUGAUGUAGUAGAUUGGCUCAAUUCCCACGUCGAAGGAUUUAUAGACAGACGUGACGCUCGGAAGUAUGCCUCGCUAAUGCUCAAGGCAGGCUUCAUCAGGCACACAGUCAACAAAAUAACAUUUUCAGAACAGUGCUAUUAUAUUUUUGGUGAUUUGUGCUCCGCCAUGAGUAGUAUGAAAUUAGAUUGUGACACAGUUGGACCUUUGCCACCACCUUCAGCGUGGGACAUGCCAUAUUCUGGAACCUACGCACCCCACUCAGCAACUGGAUACAGUCCAAUGCCGUUCAACUUCACAAAUGAGCCUACUGUUUACGGAUAUCACCGCGAGGAGAGUGUACAUAGUGGAUCAGGUGGUAGUAGCGCCGGAAGUGAGCAUAUUUGUAAAGAGCCGAUUCAUGAUCUCAAAUCUUGUUCUUCUGCGUCUGAAUCGGACUUGCAUAUUCCAACCAUACCAAGUAUGCCUAACAAAAACUCUGGCAAUGGCAACGGAUCCAAUGGGAAAAGAUCAAACGGGAGUCGCAGUCGAUCCAGUGGAUCCGAACAAUCCGUGCAGACUGGAACCGGUUCGGGAAAUCAGCAAGAUUUAUCUGGUAGUAGACAGUCAUUUCGCAUUGCGAUGGGAAACCCUUGCGAAUUUUUUGUCGAUGUUAUGUAGAUGCCGGUGUUGUAUAUAGUUGAGCGCAAUUCUUAGUCGGAACGCACUGAUGGGAUCAAGUAGUAGUGAAAGUUGAAAAUUAAGACAAUAAUUCUUAUUAUUUAUUUUUGGCUCACAAUUUUGUCAGUCAAAGUCUGUGACUCAAUUUUCUCAUUCAAAUGAUGACAGGAACUUUUCACUUUCACAUUACAUCUCGAAUGAUAACGUUCCAUUCUUAGAAGUAAAAGUUUUACGUUUAUUGGUAGCAUUUUGUUUGCAGAUAAUUUGCAGACUUGGUGUGUGGGAAUUGUGUCAUGAUAAUGGAAUGCAACCGUAGUAAAAUUGAUUAUAAUAAUUUAUAGAGUUCCUGCACUUGGUCUAUAAUUUUUUUUCUUAAUAUACCUUCAGUUCACAAAAUAAGAAAAGGUGUCCAUCGUUUCAUAGUCAGAUUCGAAUUUCUAUGAUCGUCUAAAGAAAUCUGUAGGUACGCUGUGACGUUAAUUUUGAAAUACUCAUGGGGCUUUCGUGAACAAAAAGAUUGCGAGCACGAUACAUUUGUUAACAACGCAAAUAUCCUUAUCUUCAAACAGAAUGUUUACACCUUAAUAUUAAACUAAAACUAACAUUGUUGAUGGAAUUGAAUAUUCGCACAUACCAAGCCGGCAUCACACUUGUUUGCACAAUAUAUUUCACAUCGCAAGCUAUUUUUGAAACUCCAUCUAUCCUAGGAAUAAUAAUUCCUUGCAUGUGGUAAGUGAAUGUAUAUACUAAUCUGGCUCUGGACUAAAAAUUUAGAAUUUCAGCCUUCUAUUUCUUCUUCUACUGUACAUUUUGCACAAAUAGAUCACUUUUAAUUCAAUAUAUUCCAAUUUUUAACGCAGCUAUGUAAUGGGACAGUUUUUUUCUUGACAAGUAACUUUCAGCUACCCCUGUUAGUACUAAAUUUUCUUUGAAUAUCUCGGUUAGCUCCUGCCACAGCUUGCCCCUUCUGCCCGCAGACCUAAUAUGCAACUCCAAAUUAUUUAUCCGAGUAAUGCAUUGAAGUUUAUAAUUAUUUUUAAUACUAUUAUCGUUUACAUUAUUACCGUCAACAAAAACUAGGAUCCUAAGCUGAAGUGCCUAAAAUUAAUCUUGAUACCAUCGUUGAUCGCUUGAUUAUCUCAUCGUAGAAACCGAUUUAAAUUUAUUUUGAACUUCGUCAUUUUGUAAAAAAAAAUUUAAGACAUAAUCGUAACACAACGUGAUACAAAUAUAUUUUUUUCAACCGCCGAUACUAGUUGUGGAAAUGAGCAAACGCAAUUAAAGUAAUGGUUCUUUUCUAGUUUCAUCUAAACAAGUCAUUGAACUUGCCACUAUUCUAUUUCUUAUACGCUAGGAAAGCACAACCGCACGAACAAUAUAGCACCGCAUGAUAUAACCGGACAUACUGAUAGUGUUUGUUGGAAAGACAAUGGAGAAUAUUACAUACGUUUGCAUGACAUUAAAAUUUUUUCAGUUGAAUUUUCGAGUAUGAAUAUUAUUAAUUUUGUUCCAUUGGUUACAUUUUAGGGCUAUCUUCAACAAUGGGGCAGCUAUUUCUUUAAAAAAAAAAAAAAAUGGAUGGAAUUAUUAUUAUAUAAUUAAGUAUUCAAUAUUUUGCCCAAUUAUUAGAAGUAACACGCUAGUUGCGCCAGCUAUUGGUGGAUAAAAAGCUAUUGCAUGAGAUCUUUAUUGUUCGGUAUCAGAGAAUCGAUGUCGAGAGCAACAAGUAUCAAUCAUUUUCAUUAUCAAUGCACAAUUAAUCGACCCAACAAUCUUUUUUUAUUGAACUCAGGUCAUGUUUGAGGUCCGGAAUUUUGCUGCCAGCAGUGAAACGAUUAGUGAAAGUCUCUAAAUUUUAUUAGUUGAAUUCUGGCUGUUAUCAUUUGGAAAAAUUUAUUUACUACUCCAGAGUUUAUUUCGAAUUUAUUAUCGAAUGGUUGAAAAUCUGUCAAACCUCAAUUCUCUCACAGCCACCCACAAACUCGUGUCAUUAGCAAAAUCAAACACUAUCCAAAAAAUCCACAGCUUAGCAUAUAAAAAAACAAUGUUGUUAAUACACCGUGUUCAAUAUAUUAAAAAUCGAAAUACUUUUAUUUAUUGAAGCUAUGAAACAUGUUAAGGUACACUGUUGUAGAAGUGUAUGAUCCAUUGAUUUGGUAAAAUCAAUUAAUGCUCCUAACUUGAGUAUAUAAAUUUAUAUAUUUAACCAGAGAGUGAAAGGCAGUUAUUGCUUUUAUAAAUAAGAUUGGAUUUACACGAAACAACAAAGUCUUGAGCGAUCGAGAUGAGUAGGUAUCAACACACAUACACACAUAGUACACCAAGUUAUAAUUUCAUGUGUAAAUAGUAAAGUAUGCUCAUGCUGAAUGUGCCAUUUUUUCAAUAUACAAAGCGUUUGUACGGAUUAAAAUAAUUAUAAAUAUACUUAAAUGUGUUGAAUAAUUACGGUAUCUGUGUGCUUUUGAUUUGAAAAUUCAUAUGCGCAUUUUUAUACUCUCGUCUUAUGAUCAUUAUUGAAUGAUUUAUAGUUAAUUAGAAAUUAAAAAAUUUUUUACACAGACAAUGUAUAAAGUACAUGUUCAUAAUUUUAGUAGUAGAUUUCAUGCUUAACGAUUAUUCUCAUUAUAAUUCCAUCACUCAUCGUCAGAUUUUGGCAUAAGAAUUUUAGACGUUUUCGUAUCAAUAUAUAUAUCAGACGACUAUAUAGAAUUAUAGAAAAUGUAUUAUUUUAUAAUAUUACUGUCGCUAUAUUAUUGUUGUAAAAUAUAUACUCUUAUUUUAUGUUGUAA